CAGCGACCGGCAACCGGCGACCGACAGACCGACAACCGUCAGAGCUGGAGACAGAGCUCCCUUAGCCUGUUAGCAUGUUAGCUUCCCGCUGCCGUCAGUCCGAGAAGGCGCGCGACGACGGCGGACUGUUAAUGAGACUGACGCUCGACCACCGCAGUGUUGCUUCGACCUGAGACAACAGAGCAACAGCCAGACAGACAGCAACUACAUCGACAGCAACCAGACUGUUGCUGCAGUGUUGCUUCAGUCUGACAGAGACGCCAGACCUCAGCAACCACUGCAACCAGACCAGCAGGAUGUAAGGCAACUGUACCUCCAGCAACUAGCGAAUAAACUGUUGCUGUUCGAUGACCACCAUGUUGCUUCGACCUGGCAGAGAUUACGGCACCUACAGCAACCUGACCGGCAACAUCCAGGCUGCCAGCAACUAAACCUACAUAUCAACAGAACCUCUUGCAACCUGGAAAAAAAACUGAUGUUUAAUAACAACCAUGUUGCUUCGACCUGAGGGAGACUACAACAUCUACUCUGACAGCAACCAGAGCUACAACUCCUGAACCUCUGGCAACUAGAUACACAGCAACUGGCAACCAACGCCUCAGCCUCCAUCAGCAGCAGAUGGACGUCCUGUCAGACUUUCAGACUGAUCCGUUGAUCUGGAGUCAGUCAGGUGACAGCCUCAGGUUGAGUUAAACUCCGCCAAUCGCUGCCCCUCCCCCUGCAUCAGGUGAAGACGACAGCCAAUAGGAUGAGCCAGCUGACGGAGGCGGAGCCUGGCCAGGAGCUGGAGGGGAAGGUGCAGACCUGGGCUCAGUCUCUGGUUUACACUCUGGAGGAACUCGAGUGUAAAAUCUGUUACAACCGCUACGACACUCGCAGCCGGAAACCUAAACUGCUGGGCUGUCUGCAUCGAGUCUGUGCCAAGUGUCUGAAGAAGAUGGUCGACAUGGGAGAGUCAUCACCCUCUGUUAUCAGCUGUCCAUUCUGUCGCUACGAGACCCACGUCCCCGACGAAGAGGUGUGGCUGAUGGAGGACGACCGACACAUCCUUGCUGUUCUGUCGUGUCAGGACCGAGCCCGGCGAGGAGGAGGAGCUGGGGGAGAGGUGGUGCUGAGUCCCACCAGUCUGACCGCAGGAGAAGGAGGAGGAGGCUUGGAGAUGUCCCACCGCUCCUCAGACUGUCUGGUCAUCACCAUCAUGGAGCUCCCUGAGGAGUCUCCGUCCUCAGACUCACUGAGCAUGCUCAAUGUGGUGGGUCUGUACCGCCCCCCCAGCCUGGAUUCGCUGCCCUGCAACCUGCCGGCUCAGAAGUGUCACACCUGGACGUCUCGCAGCUUCCCCCGCUGCCUGCUGGGGGCGCUCUGUCUGGUGUACUUCAGCUCCUUGCCUCUGGGGAUUUACCUGCUGAUGAUUGGGCAGCCGUGGCUGGGCGUGGUCCUGGUCAGUCUGGUUCCCUCCACGCUGUUGCUGCUUAUCCUCUACGGCUUCUGUCAGUGUCUCUGCCACGAGCUGAUGGAGGCGCUCGCCACGCGCACGCACACGCUGCCGUGACGACAACAGAAACACGACAACAUGCGAAGACGAUGACAACACAGCACGCUGCCAUGAGGACGACAACAUGACCCCCUGCCAUAAUGACACAACAUGAUACAUUGCCAUGACAACACACACGCUACCAGGAAGACAAGAACAUUGAAGCUGCUGCAGCAACAACAACACCAGAACAACAGCAUAAACCACGAAGAUACAAGGGUCAGAACAUUGUCCACCACACACCCAAAACAACCAGAACAACAGAGGAACCAGAGGAACUCAUCUAGAACAACAGAACCGCAACCAGAAGUGCAACGACUUCACAUCAACAACAGGAGAGCAGAAAGAAUCAAGAAUACUGGAACCAGGACUGAAUAAAUCCAGAACUCAUGUGUAGACCCACCCAUCAGACUCUGACACACCUGUCCACUCUGACUCCGCCGCCAUCUGGAUACCAACACUACCCCCUUUCUGAGGCUAAAGCCAAUCAGAACGGACUGGUGAUGACAUCAUCACAGAGAAGAGGCGGAGUCUCUGAUGUUUUACUGUGAAAGUUUUUUCUCUUCUGCCUCCUGCUGAGAACAAACAGCUGAUCACAAACUGAAUUAUUUAUCAUCUUCCAGGUGUCCUGAUGUUACAGGCCACCUGUCAGACUGAACCGCUGCACUGUGCAGACCGACAGACUUUAAAUAAUUACACUAAUUAACCAUGUUGGCGACAAACAUGUAACUGUUUAAUAUGCGUGAAUCUGUAACUCUGAGUCUGAAAUCAACACUCGCACUGUUUAUUAAAUCCUCCUGUUCUCUGUCCAGAGUCCAGUACCAAGAGAGGUCCGGGGCUGUGAGCCUAGCCGAGCACACAGCUUGGAAGCGGGGGGAAACCGUUAGCCUAGCUUCAUCAGACGAGGAAUAAAAAUCUGUGGAAGAUGAUAAAAGCUUUGAGAGAGCACAAACUGUGAGAGCAGAAUCAGAUUUGAGCGUUCAGUCCCGAUCGAUGGUUUCUGAGUCUGCUCUCUCAGGUUCUUGUUCUGGCUUCUGACCACCUGAGAUCACGAGGAGUCACUCGCCAACAAUUUUAGACCGGCAAGCUGCAACGGGACACAGCAUUAUCCGGACGUCGGGGUCCACACAAGGAACUAGAAUUACCGCCUCGCAGUUGUUUGCCUCCGCCAACCAGUCAAGUUGCAGGAAAUAUGGUCACUACCCUUGUGUUCCCGAGUUAUGGUGUUGAAUAAUGGCCAGAAAAGUGUUGGAUUUAAGUCGACAUCACUUCCUCAUUUUAUACUAUUAGACAUUUCUGUUAAAUUUUGUCGUCAUUAGCGUAUGAAAAAAAAACAAACGUGUUUUUGUGAGGUCACAGUGACCUUGACCUUUGACCACCAAAAUCUAAUCAUCCUUGAGUCGAAGUGGACGUUUGUGCAACAUUUGAAGAAAUUCCGUCAAGGCGUUCCUGAGAUAUGGCGUUCACGAAAAUGGGAUGGACGGACGCACAGACAACCCGAAAACGUGAUCCCUCCGGCCACGCCUAUCGCCCGCACGGAGGCGUAAAAAGGUCAGCUGCUGAAUACAGUGCUUUUCUGUAAGGAGGUGACCAUAGGACUACAUAGGAUGACGUGAUAUUUACAUAUUUCCUCCCUAUGACCCUCAUUGUUUAUCCUGCAGCUUCAGUUAUUGUGGGUGUGUGGAAGACUGAAGUUCAGACAAAUUCAGAUCCAGCUGAUCUCCUCAUCGUCGCCUGGUUAAGUCUGUUAUUACCAGUGUGUUGGAUCUUAAAAGGCUGAUUCUGAAUGUAGCCACAGCACUACAGGAAUAAUUUUAUUACUAUUAUUAUUAUUAUUUCUUUGAAGCGUUAGUUUUUUGAAUCCCCCAUAGAGUCUCUUCAGAUAACAGGAAACCCAUCCAGCCCAUGCCAGGCUCAUUAAAUUCUUUAGACUCAGCCUCAUUCAUAAAUGUUUCUCUUGUAAUGUUUCUGAUCAUUUUUUUUUCUGUUCACAUUACUCAUAAAAACAGAAAAAGAAGAAAGCUCUGCAUCUAGUUCAGAAAAUCACAGACAUGGAUGAAGACAUAAUCUUUUAAGUGUAAGUGCUGCUAAAAAAACAGAAUUCUGCAUUUUACAUUUUUUUUGCUGCACUUGAUCCAUAAACUAGAUGGCAGGUCAAAGGUCAUUCAGACGAGCUGCUGAGGAUUGCAUCUCUCCUGAUGGAGCCAAGCUAACAGCUUCCCUCUAUGUCCAGUAUUUGUGCUCAACUAAGCUAACUCCUGGAUUAGAUUCUGGAGCAUUGGAUUGUUCCUUUAUGGUUUCUGUCUUUAUAAAGUGCCAUCAUUUCAUUUGAUGUUUGAUGAAUGAAUCCUGUGGUGAUGAUGAUGAUGAUGAUGAUCAGGUGACGUCAGAGUGACUGACCUGUGGUGUCACUUCCUGUCUGUAGUGGGAGGAGCAUGUGGUGGAUCAGCUUUGUUUAGUUUCAGUGAUUAAACUAUAAAAUCAAAU
Molecule: messenger RNA, 4021 nt
Organism: Xiphias gladius (swordfish)
Lineage: Eukaryota; Metazoa; Chordata; Actinopteri; Istiophoriformes; Xiphiidae
Product: E3 ubiquitin-protein ligase RNF182
Exons: 9
Coding region: 749-1552 (267 amino acids)
Source: RefSeq, a predicted model, not a curated record